GUUCAUGGGAUCACCGUCUUUACGGAUCGAUUAUUCAUCCUUACCAAGUUAGGGUUGUUAGUUGGAAAUAAGGAGUUGGUAAAGGAGAACCCGAACGUUGAUACACAGUUUGAUGACCUUGAAAAAAAAAAAAAUUAAAGAGGGAUCACUAGCUCUGCUUCUACUUUUCUCUCCUGCAGGAGGCAGUACUUCACAAAUGGACAGUUAAAUUAGUUAUAGUCCUAGUUGGGUGCGUCCUGGGGAGCCAUGGCGUCCAGUUGGUCGUCUGUCUCGCAUCGUCCCUCCUUCCUGAGAAGCCUAUCCCGCUAUCUCUCUUCUUCCCCCACCAUUUGCCUCUCUCCCCUUUCCCCUUCCAUCCCAGUUGAAGAGCAGGAAGAAGAAGAAGAAGAAGACAAGAUCACGGACAAAUCGUAUUGGUCCCGGAAGAUUCAUAGCCUCUGCCUUUCCGGCGGCGUGGAUGAGGCCUUGUCUCUGAUGGGUCGCCUUUACCUGAGCGGGUUUCGCCCUGAUUCCUUAAACCUGAGCAGCAUCAUCCAUUCCCUCUGCAACUCGUCUAGGUACGCGGAAGCCCACCACCGCCUCCUCUUCUUCAUGCACAACUCCGGCUGCAUCCCAGACGAGCGCACCUGCAAUGUUCUACUCGCCCGUCUCCUGGAUGCCAAUUCUCCAUCCCUCACGUACCCAGUUUUCAAAUUUUUGAUUUCUGUGAAACCACAUUUUGUUCCGUCGAUCACCAACUACAACCGCUUGAUCGAUCUCCUCUGCCGGCACGGCCGCACCGGGGAGGCCAUGGACCUCUUCCUGGACAUGAAAAAGAGGGGCCAGAGGCCUAAUGCUGUUACUUAUACCUCCAUGAUCCAGGGAAUUUUCAGAUCAGGUGGGAUUAAAGAUGCGCACCAACUAUUUGACGAAAUGAUCCAACAAAAAGUUAUUCCGAAUUCUUUAACGUUCAGUGUUCUUCUUCGAGGGCUUUAUCGAAGCGAGCGCAGGGUUGAUGCUGGGAGAGAACUGAUGUCCAGGAUGUGGGGUAGGAUGAGCGAAGAAAGUGAUCGUUCUGUAAACUCGGCGGCUUUCAGUAAUCUGAUUGAUGGGUUAUGCCGAGAGGGGUUUUUCCAUGAGGUUUAUCGGAUUGCUGAAGAAAUGCCUCAGGGAAAGAAUGUUCCUGAGGAGUUUGCUUAUGCCCAGAUGAUAGAUUCACUUUGUAGGGCUGGGCAAAAUCAUGGGGCGUCUAGAAUUCUGUACAUAAUGAGGAAGAGGGAGCUACUUCCUAGCAUGGUCUCCUAUAACUUCAUAGUUCAUGGCUUAAGCAAGCAGGGAGGUUGUAUGAGAGCCUUCCAGUUGUUUCAGGAAGGGAUUCCGCUAGGCUAUGUGCCGUCAGAACCAACAUAUAAAGUCUUGGUUGAGGGGCUAUGCAGAGAGUUUGAUCUUGGUAAAGCUAAGAAGCUAUUGGAAUUCAUGUUGCAGCAGCGAGGAAUUGAUAAGACUCGCACGUAUAACAUCUUCUUGAAUGCCCUCUGCUUCUCGGAGGACUCGACUGAACUCUUGAACGUCAUGGUAGCGAUGCUGGAGAACGGAUGUCAGCCAGAUGUCAUCACCCUAAAUACUGUGAUUAAUGGCUUGUGCAAGGCAAGAAAGGUUGAUGAAGCAGGGAAGGUUUUAAAUGACAUGUUGGAGGGGAACUUCUGCAGUCCUGACGUCAUUACUUUUACUACCGUAAUUUGCGGGCUUUCAGAUCAAGGAAGGACAGAUGAGGCCAUGGACCUUUUAAGGAAGAUGCCGGAGAAAGGCUGUAACCCAAGUCUUGUAACUUACAAUUCAGUUUUACAUGGCUUGCGCAUAUCUAAGAAGACAGGUGACCUGUUGAGAUUUUUUGCUGAAAUGAUGAGUAAUGGUGUUUCUGCUGAUAGUACGACCUUUACCAUCAUCAUCGAUGGACUGUGUGAAGCUGGCAGGCUCGAUGAAGCUAAGAGAUUCUGGGAAGAAACAGUUUGGCCUUCCAAAAUUCAUGAUGAUUUUGUUUACGUUGCAGUCUUGCGAGGAAUGUGCAAUGCAGGCAAGUUAGAGGAUGCAUGUAAUUUUCUUUAUGAAUUAGUAGACGUAGGCGUUUCUCCUAAAGUUAUCAGUUAUAACGUGCUUAUUGACAAUGCCUGCGAACUUGGUUUAAAGCGAGAAGCAUACAGGAUUGUGGCCGAAAUGCGGAAGAAUGGUUUAGUUCCUGAUGCGGUGACCUGGAGAACACUACAGAAGCUGCAUGACAACCACAAUAGAAACAAUGUUUGCAAUUUCAACUUCCCGAGUGUGGCAGGUAAUUCUACAGCGGAAAUAAAUUCGGAGGAUGAUGGAUCUCUGUCGUUGUUCAAGCACGAUAAAGGCAGCGAAGAAGUAAAUUUUGAAGCCAUAUCAGAAAGAAGCGAUGAAAGGAAAAAUCUAAACGUUGAAAAUGAUGAAGUUCUAUUUGAGUGUAACAGUGACAUGUUUCAUGUGGAAGAAGAAGAAGACAUUAUGAAGGAAGAAAGCCUGGAAAGCAGGACUUCAAACACGGAGAAGAGAUCAACUGAAAACAGGGAACCUUUAUCGAAGAUGGCACGAAGGGUUUUUGGACUGCUUUAGAAGAGGCAUGAAAGGCGUCUUAGAUUUUGCUUCAUUCAAAGUCUAAGCCGUUCGUUUGGAUCAAGUCAUCAAACCAAAGUUCGUCAACAAAAGUUGGGAGACGAGAAACCUUCUCAGAUUGUAGAAAUAGGCCCAGAGGUGUUGGUCUGUUUCGUGGACUAGGCUUAACCUGGACAUAAGCCACCAGAGAAGCUUACUUUCCCCGCUCAACUCAUUUUGCACGAUCAGACAUAAUCAGCCUGAAGCAACACAACCAAACUGUGAUACGAAAUGUUGGGUCACAUCUCAUCCAGAAAAUGAAGAAAAACGGAACAUCGAAUCAGAUGAUUCAUAUAUUCUCCGCAGAUGCCAUGGUCACAGUCUGGACAUGAAAUGGGGCGCUAACAAGCUGGCUCAUACAUUCAAGAAUAGAAUUUAGAGCUCUCUCCUUCACUACCACAAUGAACUUUGACUUGAUAAUGAUAGGUUCUUCAUCAUAAUUACCCUUUACAGCAGCUUCUAAGAAAGGGCCUUCUCAUCUAUCAUAUGCAUGUUACAAAAGACGGUCACCAACUAAUUCCGUUAUGGACCAAUUAGCCAAGUUGCUCAAAGACGCAGCGCACUGCUCCACUUACUGAGAAUCUAUGUGAUCUCAGCCGACGUGAUAUCAAACCAAGCACCGGCGGUACGGUGAGAUGGCCACGAGGAUUCCUUUCAUGUAGCGGCCUGUGCAUAUACAAGUGCUCAUCCACGACUAGCUUGAACUCACCUGUUGAAAUUGAGAAUCAAGAAAACUUCAUGGUGCAACUUCUCCACGUUCCAAGGGCUAGCAAGAAAAUGCUACCAUUAAACCAGGUAAUCAUUUUGAAGGGGAAGAUUUUGCUCAUUGACCAAUAAUAUUCAAAGCCCAUGCUGCUGUAUCUAAAGUCCAACUUCGAAGCUGCAUGUGCAACUCAUUACAAAUUUUGCUAAUCACUCAGUCGCAGCUGCCUGAACAAUUGAAACAGGUAACAUCACAAACAACGGGCUUUAACUUUGCCGGAAUAACUGCUGCUCAAUCAAUGUAAAAAAAAUCUAAAGGUUUAACAUGCA
Molecule: messenger RNA, 3681 nt
Organism: Nymphaea colorata (pocket water lily)
Lineage: Eukaryota; Viridiplantae; Streptophyta; Magnoliopsida; Nymphaeales; Nymphaeaceae
Product: pentatricopeptide repeat-containing protein At3g18020
Exons: 2
Coding region: 247-2610 (787 amino acids)
Molecular function (GO): protein binding
Source: RefSeq, a predicted model, not a curated record